AGGGUCCCGCCCCCGCGGCCACCGCCAGUAGAGUCAGAGCCAGCGAGCGAGAGAGGAGCGCACAGAGGCAGCGCGGCCAGAGGAGCGCACAGCGGGAGCGCGGCGGGCACCGGGGGCGCGGGGAACAAGCUGAAGAGCCAGCGGCUGUGGUCUCCCUCCUGGAAGGCGGGCGGAGCAGAGGCAGAGCCAGCCGUGGAGACGCCGGGGGCAGCGGGCCGCGCCAGGCUGGCAGCCCUUUCUUCCGGGGGCCGCCUGGUGCCAGGCCCAAACCCAGUUGGGGGACUGCGCCUGGAAACUGUCAUGGAGGUCCUGCUGCAGAGGCAGCAGACUGCCAGACUGGCCCAGGGGGUGGGGCCUUUGGCCCCUCCACGCCCACUGCAGCCACCGAGGCAUUCCUUGUCGGGACACCUGCCUCACUUGCUGGGCCACCAGACCCCACAGGCCCCUCAGGGGGCUUUUGGGGAGGUUGCUGCUGAGGAAGUGGAGGAUCCUGAAGAGGAUGAGGAAGAGGAGGAAGCCGAAACUGGGACAGAAGAGAAAGCAGCUGAGAGCCGUCCAGGAGCCCAGGGUCCUAACUCACCUUCCAAUCAAGCCCCUGGACCGCAUCCUCAUGAGUGGACUUAUGAAGAACAGUUCAAACAGCUAUAUGAGCUUGAUGCAGACCCUAAAAGGAAGGAAUUUCUGGAUGACCUGUUUAGUUUCAUGCAAAAGAGGGGGACGCCAGUGAACCGCGUGCCCAUCAUGGCGAAGCAGGUGCUGGACCUGUACGCGCUGUUUCGCCUAGUGACGGCCAAGGGCGGCCUGGUGGAAGUCAUCAACCGCAAGGUGUGGCGGGAGGUCACUCGCGGCCUCAGUCUCCCCACCACCAUCACAUCGGCAGCCUUCACUCUGCGCACCCAGUACAUGAAGUAUCUGUACCCGUACGAGUGCGAGACACGCGCGCUCAGCUCACCCGGGGAGCUCCAAGCUGCGAUCGACAGCAACCGGCGCGAGGGUCGGCGCCAGGCUUACCCUCCCGCCCCGCUCUACUGCCUGGCCGGACCGCCCCCUCGGGGCACUGUGGGCCCCGCCCCCGCAUCUGGCCCCGCCCCUCCCCCGCCCACUUCCUGGCCACGCCCCGAACAGGGCCCCGCCUCUGGCUUGCCGGCGCACGCCUGCGCACAACUGAGUCCGAGCCCUAUUAAGAAAGAGGAAAGUGGAAUUCCAACCCCUCGACUGGCGCUGCCUGUGGGCCUGGCCUUGGGACCUGUACGGGAGAAACUGGCACCGGAGGAGCCCCCAGAGAAGAGGGCUGUGCUCAUGGGGCCCAUGGACCCACCUCGGCCUUGUUUCCUUCCCCAUGGCAAGGUUCCCUUGAGGGAAGAACGGCUGGAUGGGCCUCUUAAUCUGGCAGGCAGUGGUAUCAGCAGUAUCAACAUGGCCCUAGAGAUCAACGGGGUGGUCUACACUGGUGUCCUUUUUGCCCGCCACCAGCCUGUGCCAGCUUCCCAGUGCCCAACCAACCCUACACCCCUGGACCCUACAGGGCCGAACCCUUCUAGCACCUCACCCUGAGAACUCCUACAUGGAAUUAUGAGUUCUAGCCCCAUUGCUGAGUGGGGAAGAAACAGUCCCUACACCUUGAUUUUUCCAGGGUGCCCACUGUAAAACCCAGCCCUGUGAGGUGACCACUAUUCCCCUUGCCAUGUAGACUUGAAGCCAGAGAGCUUUCCUUUGCUGUCACAUCUACCUCAUUGUAAAGGGAGGGCACCACCUCUUGGCCAAGUUUAGCAGCAUCUACCAAAGAGUUCUGCCACCCCAGAAAUUUCCACCAUCUCAUUAUAUGCACCCCUGUGUCAAUAUUAUCUCUAGGAAUCUACCUCUUUGAGUCAGACCUGUUUCUCUUUAGAAGCCAGGUGAAGGGUUGGGAUGGGGUGUUGUGAAAGAGAUGUUCCUCGGGUCACAUCUGACAAUAAAGUUGAAGUCUCCCUC
Molecule: messenger RNA, 1971 nt
Organism: Erinaceus europaeus (western European hedgehog)
Lineage: Eukaryota; Metazoa; Chordata; Mammalia; Eulipotyphla; Erinaceidae
Gene: ARID3C
Product: AT-rich interaction domain 3C
Exons: 8
Coding region: 301-1554 (417 amino acids)
Biological process (GO): regulation of transcription by RNA polymerase II
Cellular component (GO): nucleus
Molecular function (GO): DNA binding
Source: RefSeq, a predicted model, not a curated record